Phytophthora sojae is the source of this 690-nucleotide messenger RNA. RefSeq lists its product as hypothetical. The transcript has 2 exons. Lineage: Eukaryota; Oomycota; Peronosporomycetes; Peronosporales; Peronosporaceae. Bases 1 to 690 code for a protein of 229 amino acids. The record is from RefSeq and is a predicted model, not a curated record.
AUGGAUGGACCUCGGAUGCGCGGACGCAGCAGCGCCUCGUCCUUCAACAAGCCGCGCAGCAUCGCAAGCAGCGGCAGCAACAUUGGCAGCAAUUACAGCAGCACUGGGAACAAUUACAGCAGUACUGGAAGCAGCAUUGGCAUCAGCGUUGGAUCAACGUCGGCGGGAGUGCUCUGCCCGCCGGCACCGAUCACGCCGACAUCAACAAGCGCAUCCCCGCCCGCGACGCUGAUGCACUUCGCCGACUUUUUCGUGGAUCCGUCGGCUGUGUCACCAGCUGAAGCCGUGAGUCUCGCGGAGGAGAUGGCAGCGGACUUCUACAGCGAGGUGUCGAUCAUGUACGACAUGCUCUCAGACAUCAAGACGCCCACCGCCGAGGGCCGCGCCGUGGACGAGCUCAUGCGCCGCAUGCAUAACUUAUUGGGCGCCGCCGACGGCCUCGCCGCGCGCGGUGGCAACAACCUGGCGACGCAGAUCAGCAACGUGCGCGGACUCUACAAUGGGCUCAUCCGCGUGUUCAUCUUCCUGUACCAGCGGUACUACCGCGCCUUCGUGGUGCUGGAGGUGAGCGAGCUGCUGGCCGCGAGCUGGCAGCGGCUGCUGGCCUUCGUGAUGGAGUACCGCAUCCUGGACGAAGUGUUCGUCCGCAAGGUGUACGACCACGUCGCGCAGAUCGUCAGCUCCGUCUGA